AUGAACAAUCAGCCUUCAGUCCCUCUAAGCAUUGGACUUCGUGUGGGACAUCGUGCUGAUUCUUUGUGGAAAGUAGGAACAAUCAGGUUUAUUGGCACCACACAGUUCUCUAAUGGAGUAUGGGUUGGCAUAGAACUCGAUCAACCGGAGGGUAAAAAUGAUGGGUCGAUUGGAGGCAUCCGCUAUUUUGAAUGCGUUGCCAGUUCAUCAAAACAAUAUCAAAUUGAUAAUGAUAGUUUGUAUGGUUUGUUUGUGCGCCCAAAUAGUGUCAAGCCACUUUCAGAGAUAGACCGCCUAUCAGGUACUACUACCCCAAUAAUGCAAAGGUCAACAUCUUCAACGAUGACGAAAAAGUCCUUUGGAUCAUUGUCUGAUAACUCUUUAAUGCCCCCUCCUAGUUUACCCUUCACUUAUCGAAAACCAUCGGGCUCCUCACUGGGAUUUCAGCAGCCUAUUUCUCGUUCCAUGACACCAUCUAAUGAAUCUUUCAUGAGUGAUCCCCAGUCUGAAAUACCAGAUGAACCAACUGAACUUCCGGAAAUACUUCCGCGUAAUAGACCUCAUUCUCCAGUAAAAAUUGGCGCCACGCCUCCUCUAGGAAAUGUAUCACCAGGAUACUUUAGACAACCGUCGCCUUCUCAACUUCAAAAUUCUGGUAUCAUAUCAUCUCCAAAAUAUAACCGAAGUUUAAGUACUCUUAGCAUGCGAUCAGAUUCUUCUUUUGUUUCAGGGAUCGGAGCUAGUGGAGGUUCAGCUACAGUGUCUUUAGAACUUCAGUUAGACAAUCUUCGAAAAAAAUUAAGGAUUAUGGAGAAAAAACGCAUGGAGGAUCGUGAUAAAAUUCUAAGACUCCAAUCAGAAAACAAAGAUACACAGAGACUUGAAAAUAUUGUUGGACGCUUACAGGCUAAGCUUGCACCAAUGCAUGAUGAGGUUGUAUCGCUUCGCACAAAACUUCAAGAGUCCGAAACUGAGAGAACACGACUAUUACAAUCAUCAGCAUCACAAGAUGAGAUAUUAGAAAUGGCAACCCUUGACCGUGAAAUGGCUGAGGAAAAACUUGAGAAUUUACUUGUUGAAAUAAAUGAACUUAAGGAGGAAUAUAAUAACUUGGAGAUUGAGUAUGAAGCGCUGCGUGAAGAAAACGCUUUAUAUGAAGAACUUCGUGCAAGUGGAGAACUUGGAAGCAUAAUACCUGGCGAUAAUUUUGAAAGUUCUAACGAUUUAUCCAUUGACAAUGCAAAAUUAUCAAAGAAAAAUGAUCAGCUUCAGGCAGCUUUAUUAAAAAUUAGAGAUGUUAUGCAAGAGCAGGAAAAAAACCAUAAAGAUGAAAUUGAUAGACUUAGUGACAAUGCUUCUUCAGCAAAGUCUAUGACUGAAUCUUACAAGCUAAUUCAAGAGCAACUUAAAGAUGCAGAAGAUAUUAUUUAUGAUCUGAGAGUCCAGUUAGACGAUGCUCUUGGUGCAGAAGAUAUUAUUGAAAAUUUAUCCGAAAAAAAUCAGGAACUUACUGAAAAAUGUAGCGAACUUCAACAUACCAUUGACGAAUUGGAAACUCUUAAAGCACUAAGUGAUGAACUUGAGUCAAACCAUAUCCUCACUGAAAAACAAUUGAUGUUAGAACUCGAUGAACUGGAGGCUUUGCACAACUCUAACGAAAUCAAGCUAAACGAGGCACAAGAAAGAAAUGCUUAUUUAGAAUCUGCUAUUGUUAAAUUCAGAGAGGUUGUGACGACAUUGGAAUCAGAUUUAGAAGAACUUCGCACAAAUAACCAGCUAAUUAACGCUGACUCAGCAGCAAUGGCUGUACACACAAAAUCUUUAAUGGAGCUUAAUAUGAAACUUAAUAACACUGCUUUAGAAGCAAAUUCAAAAACUAUGGAUCUUCAGUUAAGAAAAUUUGAAGCAGAGCAAGCUAUUGAGCACCUUUCUAUUGUAAAGUGCUAUUUAUCUGAUGGGUAUUUAUCCGAUGAAUCUUCCAUCAAUGCAUUAUUACGCCUGGAUCGUAUAUGCUUCAUGUCCCAAGUGAUUGAGGAUUAUUUAUUAACACGAGUUAAUUCAUCUGCUGACAAUCUAAUUCCCAUCAUACCAUACGUCAAAAUUAUUUUAUCCCUUGGAGAAAUCAAGAGAUAUGCGUCUUUACUUGCUUAUUAUUUAAGACACUCUGACCCAGACGAGUUCAAGCAAUAUUCUCAGCUUUAUUCUCAAACUGAACCAAUCGAGCGUAUAUUUUCUUCCGUUAUUGAUAUUUUACAUAGCAACAACUUACAAGAGGAUACUUUUCUACAUGAGCUUGAGGAUGCAUUACAUCAAUUAUGGACGCUGUAUGAAGAUACUCGAAAACAAUCUAGUAAAGAACCUCGUCAUGAGCAAACCAUGAAUGAUUUAAACCAAAUUCAACUUACACCUCAAUUCAUUCGCGACAUAUUUUUACAAAUAGAGAAAAUUUUGUCAGAAAUAAAUAUGAAUGGGAUUUCUAACAUAGGCUUGGACGGAAUAUUAAAUCAAAUUUCAUCAUUUAUGAGAGUCAAGGUUUUUGCAACCAAAUUAAGUAAAGAGUUAUCAUUAUCUUAUGAAAAUGAACUUAUGAUACCCCCCUCUUUUUCUUUAACAAUAUCCAAUAUUUCUACAAAAUGUCGAUCUUUAAUCCAAUUUUUCAUUCAAGUGUUUGAAGAUGUCCAAAAUCAUACUAACGACUCUGGACAAAUAAAUCUCACUGAAAAAGAGAUCUUCGGUAUUUUCAAAAAAAGAGUUGAAAAAAAUAUUAGUGGAAAAGAUGACUGUACGACGCCAAGUCAUGAUGAUCAAAAUAACACCGUUAUUUCGUUGAUUACGCAAGAACUUCAGACAAUAAUGAAUCAGAUGAAGGAAAUAUCAAGCACAGAUACAAAUGUUUUUGAGCCUAUUCAAAAAAGUCAGCCACCUUGGAAAAUCAACGCUGAUAAGCUAAAAGAAAUCUAUGCUGUUCAAAAUGAAAAGGAAAAAGAAGUCGUUGAACUGAAAGCUCAGCUUCAAAAGCUGGCUACCUCAUUACGAGCCCGAGAUAAAUCAAUCGAAGAAUUUGAAGUCAAAGUUGGUUUGCUUAAUUCUAAGAUGCAAAAAUCAAAAGAACAAGCAGAGAUGAUUACUGAGCUUAAAAACGCACUAACUGAAUCUUUUUCACAAGAACAAAAACUCAAAGAUUCAAUAGAAAAACUUCGCAAGUCUUUGAUUGAUCAAGAAGUCUAUCUAACUGAAAAAUGGAAAAAAGAAGGCUUGAUUUCUCUAGGUGAUAAUAUCAAUGAUUCCCGACAUUCCGAAAAUGUUAAAAUCGAAGAAAUUUCAACUGCCGCUUUGAAAAAUGAGAUCCAAGGUUUAAAAGAAACUAUUAAUCAUCUCAAUCGAGUUUAUAAUGUGUCAAAUAUUGCAUUUAAAAAUCAAAAUAUCGACUUUUCAUGGUUAGAUUUUGAUUCUAAAAAAGUUAUUCGGGUAAAUAAUUCAACGGCUUAUAGAUCUUACAGAAAAAAGGUUCACAAUACUCUUUUAGAUGCCAGAAAAUCUCUUCUAGAAUUCCAACCUUCUUUAAUCAAAAAGCCUGAACAGGUGAUACCAUCGAUAGAUAGAAGAAACAGAACUGAAAGGCAGCAUUCUUUAUGGAUUCCUAAAAAGAUUGACCCCAAUUAUGUUGUCGCGUCUCAAAGAGAUACAUAUUUUAAGGUUCGUCUGAUUAUCAAGAAUCUCGCUUCAUUAGAAAUAUAA
Molecule: messenger RNA, 3738 nt
Organism: Magnusiomyces paraingens
Lineage: Eukaryota; Fungi; Ascomycota; Dipodascomycetes; Dipodascales; Dipodascaceae
Exons: 2
Coding region: 1-3738 (1245 amino acids)
Source: RefSeq, a predicted model, not a curated record